This is a messenger RNA of Plasmodium fragile, 234 nucleotides long. RefSeq lists its product as uncharacterized. The record is from RefSeq and is a predicted model, not a curated record. Bases 1 to 234 code for a protein of 77 amino acids. Gene Ontology annotation, molecular function: RNA binding. The transcript has a single exon. Gene Ontology annotation, biological process: maturation of SSU-rRNA; mRNA splicing, via spliceosome. Lineage: Eukaryota; Apicomplexa; Aconoidasida; Haemosporida; Plasmodiidae. Gene Ontology annotation, cellular component: nucleolus; U4/U6 x U5 tri-snRNP complex; U6 snRNP.
AUGAGCUCUAACUCCCCCAAGGACUUUGUGGAGAGUCUGAAAGGACGAGUGGUGAUAGUUCGGCUGAACAAUGGGUCCGACUUCAAAGGCAUUCUGGCCUGCUUGGAUGAACGCAUGAACGUCGCACUGGAGCAGACGGAAGAAUUUUUUGAAGGGGAGUUGGUGGAGAGCUACUAUGAUGCCUUCAUUCGUGGAAACAACGUGUUCUACAUACGGGCCAUUGACGAUGAGUAG